Messenger RNA from Cercopithifilaria johnstoni, 3273 nucleotides. Lineage: Eukaryota; Metazoa; Nematoda; Chromadorea; Rhabditida; Onchocercidae. The record is from the annotation of a GenBank genome assembly.
AUGACUGAUCAAGCAACUAUUAUUUCUGAUACUACUUCUAAGCAGCAGCAACAACAACUACCACAGCAACAACAGCUGUUACAACAACCGCAGCAGCAGCAGCAACAACAACAACAACAAUCGCAUGAUCAUCACGUGGAAAAUUAUCAUGCGUCACCUGCCGACGGUGUACAGAAAGAUGAGAAGGGUUAUACCGUUGUUCCAGCAAGUGUUAGCUUUCGCGGUGUAAGCAUGAAGUUAGAUCUGAAAAUUGAUCAGAAAACGUUGGCUGCUGCAACGAAUUUCUCGAAAGUUGUAGAGGAAGCUGUUUCCACUCAUCUUUCAUCAUCGGUUAUACCGGUGGAGAACGAUGAAGUGGGCAGUUCACUGAUACCACACAUUCCACCUACGUCUACAACAACUACUGCUCACCCCUACCAUUCAGUAUCCUCAUUUACAGUCAUGGAGCCUGCUAAUAGUACCAAAGAGCCACCUAUCUGCGAUAGCUCAGUCGAGAGUAGUACUACACUUUUGGGUAGAAAUGAGUUAUGUGAGCAAGUGAACGAAGUAUGUAGUUCUACCGUAGAUGCAAGCCCAUUUUGCGAUACUGCUUGCUCACCUAUACAACUCGAAUUACAAACCAAAUUACCACAUGGUAUCAUGAACAGUUACAUGAAAUCUCCAGAUGAUACACCUCCUGCUUCGUCUGAAGAACAAAAUAGAAUUGCAUCGCAUUCAUUAGUCAAGGAAGAACUGACCAAUUUAGUGGCCAAUACUGCUGCACCGGAUAAUAUCUAUCUUACGCCAUGUGCAUCAACUUCAUCAGCUGAAAUAGAUGCUACUGCAUAUUCACCACUACUGGCUAAAAGACGAAAGGAGAAGUCAACUACAGCAUCUCAUCUUUGUGAACAGAUUGAUCCAGAAAAAGGGCAGUGUCGACAACGAGCUAUCGUAAAUUAUCGUUACUGUAUUCGUCAUAUACUUCUGGAUCCAGAAGCACCUUAUAUACAAUGUCAACAUCAACGUAAGCCGAAAAGCAAAAGAGAUACCAAUUUGCUUUGUACGAAUGCAGUACGAAAAGACAAAGGAACAAUUUACUGCAGUACGCAUUUGAUCAUGAAUGGAUUAAUGGAACCAAGAAAAAAGAAAGCGAAAGCAGGUGCAGUGAUUGUUGAGAGCACAGAACUUACUUCUUGUAAGAACAAUGUUUGGAAUCGGUCCAUGAUUACUGGGAAGUCGAACUUUACAACUUCAUUGUCACCAGCAUUAGUGGAUACGUACGAAGAAAUGAAUUGUACGUCUCGCGCAAUAGAACAAACUUGUAUAAGGAAUGAUGGUGUCGUCUACAAUAAUGUCUUGAAUAGUGCCGUGAUAGCUGUUGAUUCGGUGACCAACAAACGAACGGUGUAUCAUUUCUCAAAAACAUCAGUAGCCAAUACUUUACCUAUGGAGGGAGGUAUCGUUACCGUGGCAACAGAGACAAGGAAUGAAGUGACAGCGGCUUAUGAUAAUGGUAUAUCAGCUGAAGAUGACGAAUAUAGGCUACCAAAAUUACCUGUACAUAAGACUAUCAUGCCUCUUCCUGUUAUAUCAUCUUAUGGCGGAGUACGAUCAACAUAUGAGUGUCCUGUGCAAGCAACAACUAGUCAGGUGAUUCGUCGAAAUCUACCUCAGUUAUGUCCACGCACGGCUUCUCAAGUGGUCACACCAGCUAUUAUCAAAACGCGUGAUGGUGUACAAAUUCCGUGUGCCCAAUCGGCAAUUGUGAAACAACGCGUAACUGCCAAUCUCAGCAAGCAACAUCCGCAGCUCGCUGCUAAACUUCUUCAGGCUCCAGCAUCUACGGCGGGACAAGGCGUUGUAUCAUCACUAUCAGGUGCUCCGAUAUGCUCGAAUUUUGCAAAAAGUGUCAUUCCACCAUCACUGUUAAUUUCCGAACCCCGUAAUUUGCUGCCCACUACAGCGCCUCGUUUAACUUCUCUUCAGGAACCUCCUCGUUUUUAUAAGACACCUGAAGAUGACAAAAUUAAAUCAACCAUCAAGCAGGAAAAAAACGAUGUGCCGCAAAAGCCAAAAGUUAUACAACUAAAGCAGAAGCGCAGGCGAAUGAAAAUGACGGGGGUUUACCGAAAAAUACCUCAAGUAGAUCAGAUGUGUAGAGUUUUAGAGGAUCAGGAUUUUGAUCGAACCGAUCUUUUUCCUCGUGGACUUGAGCCAUCAGAUGAUGAGGACGAAGAAAAUGAUUAUCUUGAUCUCAGAUGGUCGGAGAUGGCCUGUAAUACCGUUUCAGAUCCGGCGCCUCAGGGAGCAUUGCAAGUCUAUCUAGUAAAAAAGCAGAUCAGAUUAGACAAGAAUGCAUUGAUGAAAGAAGCUGUUACGAAUGCUCCGAUAAUGCACGCCUGCAAACAAUAUCCGAAUAGUGUUGGCGCGGCACUAGCCGAUCGUGCAUCCAGUUACGGGAGUGCCACGAGUGCUGUAUUCAGUCAGAAAAAAUGCACUAUUACGAUAUUGAAAGGUGGUUCACCUCCCAUUCAAUGCACAAAUAAUUGUCUUCCAUUUUCCAAUCAUUGCGCACAACACAUCUCCUACAAUUUGAAUCAGAAAUUAUUCAGUUAUUGUGCUGAGCCGUGUUGCUCACAACCUGUUCUUUGUGUGGAUGCACCGAAAACUUUGAAAUUGUGCGUUCAUCAUUACGAGCUAAGAAAGAAGAAAAAAUCCGAAGAAGAAUUAGCACGGGAAAAUAGUCAUCAGUCUUGGAAACAACAAACACCAAUAUGUUACGUGCAGCAGCAGCCGAUGCAAUCGUAUGAGGAUGAUAUUCGUAUGAAUAUUCAGCAUUCGCAUGAUAUUGGAACAGAAAGAUUAAAUUCUGUUGGUGUGAGUGACUUCUGCGAACUUGAAAUGGGGUCGGCUUCGAGUGGAAAUGAAUCGGAUGUAUAUUUGGCUUCUUUUGCUAAGGAUCUAGAAUUCAAUUUUGAUGGUAGGGAAAUAAAUGAUAUGUUGGCAAAUUUCAAUGUUGCUGAUGGUGAAGGUACUGAUAUAUUACACGAUCAACCAUUUUCAGAUGGUGUGAAGGAUGAAUUUUUGCAACUGCCAACAGAAUUUAAUGAAAUGGCUGGUGGUCAUAAUUGGCUUGACGUGGAGCAAUUUCUGAUUUCGGAAGGUGUUGAUUUGUCGUCAUCAUCUCAAUCCAGCAGUAUAUCCGCUGUUUCGGUGCCACAGCCACUAAGUAUAGUUAACGAUGGAGUAGCAUUCUGCGAAUUCUCGGCAUCAUCACAUCAGACACGAAGCUAA